GGGCUUCUCUGGGAGCUGGAAAUAAAAUGGAACAAGGGCUGUGCUGUGCUGGGCAAUAUCUUACUGGAGGCUGUGAGGGGGCGGUCCAACAUUAUCCAGGUGACAAGGAUGGAAUAUGCCAUGAAGUCCCUCAGCCUUCUCUACCCCAAGUCCUUGUCCAGGCAUGUGGCAGUGAGCACCUCAGUGGUGACCCAGCAGCUAUCGUCGAAGUCCAGCCUGGAGGCCCCCAAGGCCCGGCCCUGUAGAGUAAGCACUGCUGACCGGAGUGUGCGGAAGGGCAUCAUCGCACACAGUCUCAAGGACCUCCUGAACAAGGUCCGGGACACCCUGCUGCUGGCAGACAAGCCCUUCUACCUGGUGCUGGAGGAAGACGGUACAACUGUAGAAACAGAAGAGUAUUUCCAAGCCCUGGCAGAUGACACAGUGUUCAUGGUCCUCCAGAAGGGGCAGAAAUGGCAGCCCCCCCAAGAACAGGGUUCUAGGUACCAACUGUCCCUCUCCCAUAAGCCUGCCAAGAAGAUUGAUGUGGCUCAAGUAACCUUUGACCUAUACAAGAUGAACCCACAGGACUUCAUUGGUUGCCUGAAUGUGAAGGCCACUCUUUAUGGCACAUACUCCCUUUCCUAUGACCUGCAUUGCUACGGGGCCAAGCGCAUCAUGAAGGAAGUUCUUCGUUGGGCCCUCUUCAGCAUGAAGACCACAGGCCAUGUGCUGCUCGGCACCUCCUGUUACAUGCAGCAGCUCCUGGAUGCCACGGAGGGAGGGCAGCCCCCUGAGGGCAAGGCCCGAUCGCUCAUCCCGACCUCUCUGAAGAUGCUGCAGUGAAGGCUGGAGUCCUUGGAGACAUUCCCCCAGACAAGGAUUAGAAUGUGGCCCCUAUGCUGCCAUUCAAAGCUAGUAGCAUCCACAAGACGGCAGCUAGACAGCCUCUUACCUUGCCACACCCUUCUCACCCAACUAGGACCAUGAAUGAUGAAGUCUUCCCAGGGGAAAAAGGCAAAAACCUGAGAAUUGCUAGUCAGAAAGUCUGCCCCUCAGCUCCCUUUCUUCACAUGCUCUACUUUCAUCACGCUCCCCACCUCCUGGCCAACCAGCCCUAACGCUCCUGAAAGAACUGUGUAUGAUACUAGAGAAUUCACAUUACAUUAUUUAUGCUGAUC
This is a messenger RNA of Canis lupus familiaris (dog), 1160 nucleotides long. It is a transcript of the gene CIDEC, whose product is annotated as cell death inducing DFFA like effector c. Bases 109 to 825 code for a protein of 238 amino acids. Lineage: Eukaryota; Metazoa; Chordata; Mammalia; Carnivora; Canidae. The transcript is spliced from 6 exons. The record is from RefSeq and is a predicted model, not a curated record. Gene Ontology annotation, biological process: apoptotic process; regulation of apoptotic process.